Adineta ricciae is the source of this 669-nucleotide messenger RNA. Lineage: Eukaryota; Metazoa; Rotifera; Eurotatoria; Adinetida; Adinetidae. The record is from the annotation of a GenBank genome assembly.
AUGGUGGAUAUUGUUCAAUUGGAUGAAAGUUUACAAUUAUUAAAUGGUUUGGAUGAAUCUAAAAGAAAUAUAAUUGUUGAAUCAAUUCAAAGGAAUAAUCAAAUUUCGGUCUUUGCUUAUGGUUCAUUAUUAUGGAAUCCAAUUAAAUAUGCUGAAAUGGAACAAAAUUGUAUACUUCAAGGUUACAAAAAAGGUUUCUUUUGUGAAGACUUUUUUUACCGUGGCACAUUCGAAAGAAAAGGACUAACGCUGGGCUUAAAAGAAAAAUCAGAUAGUUAUGUUCAUGGUGCUUUGCUUAUUGCAAAAGAUGAUAAAAUUCUUGAUUUUUUAAAAGCCUUUGCUGAAAGAGAAACACCCGCAACUCAGGAUGGAAGAGUAAUGGAUAUAUAUAAAUAUGAUUUUAUUGAAGUAACACGUUCUGGUGAUGGAACACCUGUAUACGCAUUAACAUGCAUUGUUAAUGAAGAAAGUGAAUUUUGUGUAGAUAUUCCUGAAACAAUCAAAGGUCAAGUAUCAAAAAUGUCUCAAGCAGAAGGUCGAAAUGGAACCAAUUUCGAGUAUUUAUUUUCAUUAGCUGCUAAGUAUAAAGAAUUAAAUAUUAAAGAUACAUUUACACCUACUUUAGACGAACUUUGUGAGAAAGCUCGUUUAUAUCAAUUACCUUUAUAA